Molecule: messenger RNA, 3477 nt
Organism: Mus pahari (shrew mouse)
Lineage: Eukaryota; Metazoa; Chordata; Mammalia; Rodentia; Muridae
Gene: Ubox5
Product: U-box domain containing 5
Exons: 5
Coding region: 262-1722 (486 amino acids)
Biological process (GO): protein polyubiquitination
Cellular component (GO): nucleus
Molecular function (GO): ubiquitin protein ligase binding; ubiquitin-ubiquitin ligase activity
Source: RefSeq, a predicted model, not a curated record
GUGAGCGUUGGGAAUCAAGCCCCGAUCCUCUGGAAGAGCAGCCAGUACUCUUAAACACUGAACAAUCUCUCCAGCCAGUGAGGAUCCCAUUUAAACUCUGUGAAAGCUAUCAGGUAUGGGAUACAAUCUGCCACCGUCCCUAAAGAUACCAGAUCGAAGACAAGAGAUGACACUGAGGCUGACGAUGAAGAUGAUUUAAUGUGGAUUCCUUCCAACUCAGGCUGUUUCUGAUGCUUGGAAGCUAUUGUUUCAGCUACUAAGAUGGUAAUAAAUCUUUGCCUCCCACAGUUCAAACCAAGAAUUCACUGCAACAAGGUGUCAGCUGAUGGUUAUGAAGUAGAAAAUCUCAUCUCUGAAGACCUCAUAAAGAGAAGCCAUGGCUUUAGGACAGAGUAUUUCAUUAGACCUCCAGUCUAUGUGACAGUUUCCUUUCCCUUUAAUGUGGAAAUCUGUAGGGUUAACAUAGAUCUCACAGCUGGGGGAUGUCAGAAUGUCACUGGCCUGGAAUUAUAUACAUCUGCCUUAUCUAGCAAAGCCUCUCGGGAUGCCCAGGACUGCUGGACUACAGGCCCAGUGGAGACAUCUGUCCCAGACAAGGAGGCCUUCACCCUGGUAGGCAAAGUCUUACUGAAAAACCAGAACCAUGUGGUGUUCAGCCACAGGGGCUUCAAGGCCAGGCCACCUUUUAGCCCAAUGGAAGUCACUUUCCUAUCUCCUGCUGUUGUAGCCCAGGAACUCUGGAAUAAAGGGGCUCUUUCCCUUAGCCAUGUGGCCCACCUCAAGAUUGGCAUCACCCAUGUGACAGGCAGUGGCAUCUCUUGCAUCAAGCGUUUAGAGGUGUGGGGUCAGCCAGCCAGGACCUGCUCUCAGGAGGUGAUAAAUAGUGUCUUGUUGACAGCCUCGGAAAGCCUGCCUCAGGACUUGGGUCCACACACUCCAGCCUUGCCCAUGGAGAGUGACUAUGACCCUGGGGGUCAAUCUGAGGGCCAGCAGUCUCCCUGUACCUUACAGGACAUGUCUGAGGUGGAAAGUGACGUUCCAGAGGAGUUCCUGGAUCCUAUCACCCUGGAGAUCAUGCCAUGUCCCAUGCUGCUGCCCUCAGGCAAGGUCAUUGACCAGAGCACUCUGGAGAAGUGUAACCUCAGUGAGGCUGCUUGGGGCCGAGUGCCCAGUGACCCUUUCACAGGGCUAGCCUUUACUGCACAGUCCCAGCCCCUCCCUCAUCCUUCCCUGAAGGCCCGGAUCGACCGGUUCCUACUUCAGCACUCUAUUUCAGGCUGUCGCCUGCUUGGGAGAGCACAGACUCCAUCAGCAAUGACCCCUUCUGUCAUUACCGUGCCCUCAAGGAAAAGGAAGACAGAGCAGGCUGAACACAGCUCACACUACAACCUUGGCAUGAAUGCGUCUUCCUCUGCCACAAGCCCUUUAUUCUCACCUACUACCUCAGAGCCAACUGCCAAGAAGAUGAAAGCUGCCAGCGAGCUCGGCCUGACGGACAUGGACUGUUCAGCAGAGCAUCCAAGGAGUGUUUCUGGCCCAGAGUGUGCCUCCUGCAAACGAGCAUUUUCUUUCUACUCCACACAUGAGCCUGUGUACCAGCUGCCCUGUGGUCACCUUCUGUGCCGACCCUGCCUGAGUGAGAAGCAACGUUCCCAGCCCAUGAUGUGCACAGCCUGCCAGCAGCCAGUCACCAACCAGGAUGUGCUACGGGUCCAUUUCUGAGAGAUGAACCUCAACUGGAGAAGCCCCAUUUUGGGGGAGACCUGAAGGUGGAGGAAGCAAGAACAGGAUCCCAGUGCCUCUGUUCUCCCUUGGGCUUGAAUACCUCAUGGUGUGUUAUGGAGACUGGGUAGGGACAUCCCACUCCUGCUUAGGCAACAACAGGAUAACAAAGCCAUAGGGCUGGGCUGGGGAAGACAUCCCUAAUCUCCCUGGCCCACCUUGCCACUCCCCAACCAGAGCCAGCCCUCACUGUUCAGGAGCACCCCCUGAUGCCCCAUGUAAUCUACAUACAACCUUCUAAUGGAGCUUUGUGGAUGGAGCUCAGUAGACUGACUUGGGACCUCACACAGCCUUCUCUGCCUCACAGUCACUCAGAAGUGGACCAUGGUAGGGGCUGUUAAGCACAUGAGUUACCCCCAUGUGUAUCCCCACCUCUGCAGACACUUGCAGCCUUAAUAAAGUGACAGUUGACAUUCUACAAGGAUUCUUCCUGGCACACAGAACAGGAUAGCCAUAUGUAGUUGCUGCUACCAGAUAAGCAAGGAUUCAGAUGUCUUCAGUGUGGGUGUGCCAGUGCCAAGGGAGAGCGUGCAGCCUCCAUCAGGCCAGGUGCCAGUCUGUCUGGCUGCUCCUGGAGCCACCUCCAAGGGGAAGGAUUCCUGUUCCAUAUGUCACCCACAUCAGGAAAACACUUGUUUAUAGAAAACACUUUGCACCUAUGGAAUUCAGUGCUCCGGGGGUCAGCUCGCGCUUUCCAACCAUGUGGCCCCCUAAACCUCAGGGCAUCAGCAGUAUGGCAGUCUCCUCGCCCCUCAACCGCCUCCUUGGGUCCCUAGGCUGCAUUUUUUUUUCCUUCCAAAAUUAAACAGUAGGAGCCCCAAAGAAAUUGAUUGCUUAUAAUUCUGUUGGCUUGAAAGAGCUUCCAGCCAGUAGAAUACCUGCACAGGUCCUCACGCUGUCCCGUUCCCUUCCAGGCAUGACCUGCUCUGUGAGAUAAAUCACAGCCCCUUGAGCUACAUGUUGUCUCCCCUGGUUGCCCAGGACUCAGUCCUGAGACUUAGAGAAUCGGCUUUCAGAGUUCUCAGAUGUCUCAUAGAGGUAGCCAGUACGGGAAUGCCACCUCCUUCCUUCUCCAUGCCCCCAGUGCCUGUCGUGCUUCAGCCUUCGUCUGAGAUACCAGGGUCUGCAUGGAGUGGCCACUUGCACCGCCUGGUGGCUCCUGCACACCCCACUCUGUGCCUGAGCCUCCCUUCUAAGUGGUGUGUUCUUAGCCCAUGCAACUACAGAGGGCUUGGUUUGGGGGUCGGCACCUACCCAUAACCUGUCACGGUCUCUGGAGUAGCCCACUUCCCACUCAGCCUUUACACCUUGAUGUGAGUACCAGGGGCCAUCCCUGCCCCCCCCCCAGCCCCCAGGCUGCCGUUCCUCUGCAGCUCUACCAGAGGUGUCUGGUCUACUCUGCUGGAAAACUAGGUCUGGGAGGCCCUGGGGUGAGCUGGAGAUACCCUGAGUCCAGGGCGGGGGUGGGGGAACCACUCCCACACGGUAAAUGUGAUUAAGUUUUCCCUUAAAGGUCUGACCCCCUCCCCCAUGGAAGUGUUCUUUUUCUUCUUCAUCCGCUACCAGAAUUGUUGUAAUCAUCCCUAGAGUACAUGAGCUGGGUGUGAUGUAAGUUUGUAAAUCCAAAUAUCUAAAGGACUUCUGUGAGUGCAAGGUCAGCCUGGGCCUCAUAAAGUCACUGAAAUAAAAAUAUAU